AUGAGUAUUGCAAAGCAGUCGUGCGACUGUUGUCGUGUUCGUCGAGUUAAGUGUGACCGCCAUAGACCAUGUAGCAAUUGCUUUCGACGCCAUUUGAAGUGUACCUAUCUUCAACCACUGAAAAAAAGAGGUCCAAGAUCCAUUAGGGCAAAAAGCUUGCGAAAAAUAGCUGAAGUGCAGACUAUAACUUUGAAUAACAAUACCAGGACCACCCCAGUGGCACUGAUGAAGGUUCCAAAGAAGGUAAUUGAUCACUGUUUGAGGCUCUACCACGAUAAUUUAUACCUAAUAUGGCCUGUCCUCUGCUAUGAUGAUCUUCACAAGCUUCUGGAGGGAAAUUUUGAUGACUGUUACGCUUAUUGCUUUUUAGUAUCUCUUUCGGCGGCGACUCUUAGCGAUUUGCAAACUGAAAUAAAAUCCGAAGAUGGAGUUUCUUUUACUGGCGAGAAGUUAUGCUCUCUUUGUAUGCUAUCCCGACAAUUCUUCGACGAUCUCGGCAACAGCGAUUUAUUUCGAAUAAUGACAUACUAUUGUUUGCAUCGUUGUUACGCACAGUCCGCCGAUACAAGAACUUCAUACAGACUUUCUUGUGAAGCUGUAGGCCUCAUCAAGGUAGCCGGGUUCCACCGUGAAGAAACUUAUGGGUAUCUUUCAUUUAAUGAGCAGCAGAUUGCAAGAAAGGUUUAUUAUUUGCUCUUCAUGACAGAAAGAUACUAUGCCAUAUAUCUUCAUUGUUCAACAAGUCUCGACGCCACAAUUUCUCCACCACAACCUGAGAUUUCAUCUGAUCCUCGGCUCUCUCUCGAUAGUUUUCUAGAAGUGAUUAGGGUCUUUACCGUGCCAGGAAAAUGUUUCUUUGAUGCCUUAGCUACUAACAGUGCCAAUGCUUGUACUGAAGCCUCCUUAGCGAGGAUAUGGACAGAACUUCAUACAACAUCCUUCGCUGUAAAGCCGUGGCCUUAUCGGUAUAUAGACUUUUUAUUUUCUCGACACUGGAUCAGGGCCCUGGCGUGGAAGCUAGUAUUUCAUGCAAAAGGGAUGCGAAUGAAUUUUCUUUCGAAUAGUAGCAAUACGCAUAUACCAGUCGAAAUUGCUAGGGACAUGUUAGGGGACACAUUCUCAACUCCAAACAACCUUUAUGAUGUUCACGGUCCCGGAAUACCAAUGAAAGCGUUAGAAGUAGCCAAUGCAUUGGUUGACGUUGUAAAUAAGUAUGAUCAUAAUGAGAAGUUAGAGGCCUGGAAUGUUUUGUACGAUGUAUCCAAGUUUGUCUUUUCUCUGAAACACUGUAACCAUAAAAUGGUCCAAAAAUUUUCAACUAAAUGUCAAAGCGCCCUAAUUUCUUUGCCUAUCCCUGAAUAUUUGCAAUUAGACGACAGUUCCAAGGAUUUCACUGAUAUAAUUUCUUGA
This is a messenger RNA of Saccharomyces kudriavzevii IFO 1802, 1410 nucleotides long. Its product is annotated as Zn(II)2Cys6 transcription factor. Gene Ontology annotation, cellular component: nucleus. NCBI's taxonomy places the organism in Eukaryota, Fungi, Ascomycota, Saccharomycetes, Saccharomycetales, Saccharomycetaceae. The record is from RefSeq and is a predicted model, not a curated record. The transcript has a single exon. Gene Ontology annotation, biological process: DNA-templated transcription; regulation of DNA-templated transcription. Gene Ontology annotation, molecular function: DNA-binding transcription factor activity, RNA polymerase II-specific; zinc ion binding; DNA binding. The coding region runs from base 1 to 1410 and encodes 469 amino acids.